AUGUCACAUUUCGGGGAUUACAUGGACGGUGUUCCCGUUAAAAUUUCAGAAAAGUAUAAGAGACCACCUAGAAUAGAGUUACCGUAUAGUGUUGUUGAAUGUCCACAGAGAGCACAAAAUGUUAUCGACAGCAUAAAAUAUUGUUCCACUUUCGAAAGCACCGUGCUUUCUAAACUCAAAGAGCUGCGAAGCGCGAAGGAAACUAAAAGAAAUGAAAGAAGGCAUCGCUUGCAACUAUUGGAGGAAGCAAAGCAAAACAAGUUAGACGCAAUCGCCGCCGCGGAGGCUGAAGAGAAAUUAAAGCAAUUAAGUGUAUCCGAAGUAUCUUAUCCAAGUACUGAUGAAAUAAGUGCAAUUUCUUUAGAUGACAAAUUAGACAAAAAUUGUGAUACCUCUCCAACUGAAGAUACAGCAGCCGAAGUUGAUAAAGCUGUUUGUACCGAGCCCUAUAUAAGUAAAGAGCUUGAGUCACAGCAGAAUAUCCUUCAACCUGUACAGGUGCAGACCAGUUACCAACACAAUCUCUUAGAUGACCCAGACCCAUUACAAGAACUAAAAAUGAAUGCAAAAAUGGCCAAAAUACCUCAGUACAAUCAUAAUGUUGAUAUGUUAACAUUUAGAGAUUUUGAAAAUGAUACGUCAAGUCCCUUUGACAAUGUCGAAUUGAAGACAAUAAAUGACAUGGAACUGCUGGCACAGGUGUUGCAGAGGGAUUCAAUGUCAAACUGUCCUGUACAGAACAUGUACAUUCCUGAUCAGACUUACCCUUCUUAUAAUAAUUGUGCAACACAGGCACAGAUUGAAGGUGUCACAUAUUUGCCAAAUGCUUACAUGGAACAAACAAUCCAAGGUCCAAGUGCUACUUACUCUUCACCACAGCACUUCCCUGUCUCUAAUGGGUAUUACGUAACCCCUGAAAAUACCUGUGAUAAUAUGCCUUUGGAAAAUGUAAAUAUCUGCAUGCCAAAUUAUCAAUACUAUGUGCCCACUCAAGCAGUUCCCACUCCUGACCUCUAUUACAGCAAUCCAAUACCAACAACAAGUAGUGAUCAAGUACAAAAUGAUUCCACAUUCAUUCCUCACCCAUAUUACUUUCAGUAUCCUCAAGCCCCUGUUCAAUAUACAAAUGCAAAUACAAGUUAUAAUGUAAAUGAAGUGUAUGAAAGACCUGGAGAAAAAGUUACAGCUUCACAAAAUACAAUGAAAUCCCGUUCCCGCAGUGUACCGGACAUUGUUAGAGAGUUGAAUGAGGAACUUGCUUCUGCUAAGCUUAGGGCUAGUGAAAGGUCAUGCAAUGCAAGUCCUGCACCAAAAUCUGUUCCUUGUUGUUCUUCAAGUAGUAAUAAAAAAGAAGAAAAGAGAAGAAAAAGGAGUGAGCAAUUACCAAACCCUUACGAUAAACUUCCUCCUCCACUACAAAAUACCUGUCAGAAAAUUCAUGGAAUGGGAUUCCCAUUAGACAGGGUAGCAAGAGUGUGCAGUUUGGUAGGGGAUAAUGAUAAAAAGAUCAUCGAGGGUCUUCUGAUUCUUGGCGAAUUGAUGGACCUUGGUUUCUCGGAAGGCAGAGUGUCGGCGGCGUUGGCGAAACACGAGUUCAACAGAGACAAGGCUUUAGACGAGUUGGUAUCGUAG
Molecule: messenger RNA, 1632 nt
Organism: Parnassius apollo (apollo)
Lineage: Eukaryota; Metazoa; Arthropoda; Insecta; Lepidoptera; Papilionidae
Source: the annotation of a GenBank genome assembly